Messenger RNA from Cinclus cinclus, 1407 nucleotides. It is a transcript of the gene TATDN1, whose product is annotated as TatD DNase domain containing 1. NCBI's taxonomy places the organism in Eukaryota, Metazoa, Chordata, Aves, Passeriformes, Cinclidae. The transcript is spliced from 12 exons. Gene Ontology annotation, molecular function: 3'-5'-DNA exonuclease activity. The record is from RefSeq and is a predicted model, not a curated record. Gene Ontology annotation, cellular component: cytosol. Bases 396 to 1253 code for a protein of 285 amino acids.
UCUGUGUCUUCGACCCAGGCUCCCCGCUCCUCGCCCGGUGCAGGUCCGAGGCGGCGGCCACUGUCCCACUCCGUGAGGGGCAUCAUUCAGUACUUGUCACUUCCUGCUCCAGCCCUUUUUCCAGGGUUUGUCCCAGCCCCUCUGCUGCAGUCUCUCAGGCAGGGCUCGUCGCUGCCCGCGGUUUCUCUCGGUGUCCAAAGGCUCGGCGGCCUAGGAGCCCCCAGGAAGCGUUUGGGAAUGGUUGUGCUGUCUGGGCUCUGGGGCUGCUGCUCCUCGGUUACCCCUCAGUUCUGGGGGUUCGGCGGCCUUUCCUUCCCUGUCCCGCAUUGGCACAUCAGUCGUGGCUGUUUCUGAUUGUAUGGAACCGGCUUGGGUGAAAAUAUAUUGGUAUUAACAUGACAGAUCCUAUGUUCAGAGGAAUCUACAGGGGAACACAGAAACAUCAAGAUGACUUUCUGGAUGUAAUAGAGAGAGCGGUCAAAGUUGGCAUUAAAAAGUUUUUGAUUACAGGUGGGAGUCUAGAAGAUAGUAAAGAUGCAUUGCAGCUGGCACAGACAAAUGACAUGUUUUUCAGUACUGUUGGCUGUCAUCCUACCCGCUGUGGAGAAUUUGAGCAGAGUAGCCCUGAACAGUAUUUAUCUGAAUUAAAAAAUCUGAUUGAAAAAAAUAGGACAAAGGUAAUAGCAGUUGGAGAAUGUGGCUUAGAUUUCGAUAGAUUAGAAUUUUGCCCAAAGGACAUCCAACUCAAGUAUUUUGAAAAACAAUUUGAUUUGUCAGAGCAGAUGCAGCUGCCCAUGUUUCUGCACUGUAGAAACUCACAUGCUGAAUUUUUAGACAUAAUGAGAAGAAACCGCGAUAGAGUUGUAGGAGGGGUGGUACAUUCUUUUGAUGGCACGAAAGAACAAGCAGCAGCUCUAAUAGAUUUGGAUCUCUAUAUUGGAAUAAAUGGCUGUUCACUGAAAACAGAAGCCAACUUGGAAACACUGAAAUCAAUUCCUAGUGAACGAUUAAUGAUAGAGACUGAUGCACCUUGGUGUGGAGUGAAAAAUACUCAUGCUGGAUCAAAAUACAUUAAAACUACAUUUCCUACAAAAAAGAAAUGGGAAAAAGGGCACUGCUUGAAGGACAGAAAUGAACCCUGCCAUAUAAUUCAAAUACUCGAAAUAAUGGCGGCAGUAAGAGAAGAUGACCCACUUGAGUUGGCCAAUACUCUAUAUAACAACACCAUUAAAGUCUUCUUUCCAAAUAUGUAAAGUUGUUUUUCUUACAUUUGUUCAGCAUAACUUCAGUAAAUAUAUUGCAAAAACUUAAAAAUCAUCAUACCUGCAAGUUCUAAUCAAUGGAAGCCAAUGUGUAGUGGGUUUGGGGCUUUUUAUGGUACAAGAUUAAAGCUGCUUUUGAAAAGGU